AUGGUGGUCAGUGUUCUGAUGGUGGCGGAAAAGCCGUCCAUUGCGCAGACUCUGGCAGAUGCACUAUCCCCAGGCCAUAAAUAUUCGUCGCGCACCGGUGCGUCUCCGGCGUGUAAGGUGCACGAGUAUGAGGGCGACUUCUAUGGCCAGAGGGCGUGGUUCAAGGUCACGAGCUGCGCUGGCCACGUUUACUCAAUUGACUUCCCGCCCGAGUACAACAACUGGGACCGAGUGGAGCCUUUGACGCUCUUCGGAGCCCCCACGGUGAAGCAAGAGGCGAAUCCAAAAUUGAGGAUGCCGAAGCACUUUCAGACGGAGGCCAAAGGAUGCUCCUACUUGGUGCUGUGGCUCGACUGCGACCGUGAGGGGGAGAACAUUUGCUUCGAGGUCAUAGACAACGCGGUGCCCUACAUGUCCAGCGCCGGCAGCCAGCAGCAGGUCUGGCGGGCACAGUUCUCCAGCCUGGCCCCGGUGGAUCUCAAGAAGGCCAUGGCGACCCUGGGCUCCCCCAACAAGGACAUGUCGGACUCCGUGGAUGCGCGCGCCGAGAUGGAUCUGAAGCUUGGGUGCGCCUUUACACGGUUCCAGACCAAGUACUUUCAGGGCAAGUACGGGGAUUUGGACACCAACCUGGUCUCCUACGGUCCUUGCCAGACGCCCACGCUUUGGUUUUGCGUGCGGAGAAGCGACGAGAUCAACGCCUUUCAGCCAGAAAGCUUCUACACCAUCGACGUGACGGUGGCGAAAGCCGGGCGUGACCUUCAGGCCCAGUGGGACAGAGGCCAGGUCUUUGACAUGCCCAUCGCGAGCCUCUUCAUGAACAUCAUCCAGGAUGACAACGCCAAAGCCGUGGUCAAUGACGUGUCCCAGAAGGAGGACAGGCAGGCGCGGCCCCAGGCCCUGAACACGGUGGCCAUGCUGAAAAUGGCCAGUACCAGGUUGGGACUAGGGCCACAGCAAGCGAUGCACAUGGCGGAACGCCUCUACUUGGAUGGCUACUUGACGUAUCCCCGCACGGAGACCAACACGUAUCCCAAGAACUUCGACUUGCAGGGGGCAGUUCGAGCACAAUCCGGCCACCCUGCCUGGGGCUCCUACUCCCAGCAGCUCCUCUCUAAUGGUCUCGCACGACCUCGCGAGGGCGUCGAUAUGGGCGAUCACCCACCUAUCACGCCAGUGCGGGCAGCGACAGAGGGACAGCUGGGUGAUGCUUAUCGACUCUAUGACAUGAUCACUCGGCAUUUCCUGGCUACUGUGAGUGGCGACUGCAAAUUUCUGCGGACGCGAGUCAAUUUUACAAUUGUUGGAGAGGGCUUUUCGGUUUCGGGCCGCAAAGUCAUCGAUCCUGGCUUCACGGCAAUACAGCGAAGUGGUGAGAUGGAAGAUGUGAUCAUUCCAGACUUCAAAAAGGGAGAGACCAUUGAAAUCAAACGGGUUUCCAUGGGCAGCCACAAGACUCGCCCACCCUCGUACCUUUCCGAGUCAGAUUUGCUGUCCUUGAUGGAGAAGCAUGGGAUUGGAACAGAUGCUUCCAUGGCAACACACAUCAACAACAUUUGCGAGCGCAACUAUGUGAAGCUCGCAGAGGGUCGACGCUUGAUCCCUACACAGCUGGGAAUUGCCCUGGUGCAUGGAUAUCAGAUGGUGGACAACGAGUUGGUCAUUCCGAAGGUUCGGGCGAACAUGGAGAAGAACUGCACCCUUGUGGCUGAUGGCAAGGCAGAGGUCUUGCCGGUGGUCCAGCAUUGCUUGCGGCUCUUCCGUGAGAAGUUCAUCUACUACGUGACGAACGUGGAGCUCGUGGACCAGCUCUUCGAGACCAUCUUCAAGUCCUUGGAGGCGGCUGGUAGACCGCUGUCAAGAUGUGGAGAUUGCCAGAGGUAUCUCUCCGUUGUGGACCGCAAGCCUGUGCGCAUGUUCUGCAAAACGUGCAAUCGCAUUUUCAAGAUGCCGCAGAACGGGCAGAUGAAGCUCUACAAAGAGCUGAAGUGCCCGCUGGACAACUUCGAGCUCGUGUUUGUUGCGAACAAGGUGGGGAAGAGCUAUCCGAUAUGUCCCAUGUGCUAUGAUGAUCCACCCUUUGGUGCAAGAGAGGAGCAGGGCAAGCAUUGGAAUCUGGAUCAUCCAAUUUACAAAAAGUACCGGCCUGCGGUCAUGUCAUGCAUUGCCGAUAACUGCUCUGGCACGCUCUGCCUGGAUGUUGAUUCUGGACCAAAAUGGCAAAUUGAUUGCAACGUUUGUUUGCAACAGCUUUCCAUCUUUGAGGACAAGGCGCAUAAGAUCAAGGCCACUUCUGACACGUGUGAGGAGUGCGGCUCGGUGCUGCUGGAGGUGAUCUUUAACAAGGGCAAGUCACCGCUGCCGGACGGUGAGCUGGAGCGAAAGGCGUGCCUUGUCUGCGAUGAAAUCUUCAACACGCACACCGUCUCAAAAACCGGCAAGAACUUUUUCCGCCGAAAUCCUGGCAAGGGCAAGGACAUUCAGUGCAUCUGCCAGGGAAAAGGAAAAGGGAAGAAGGGCAAAGGAGGCAAGGGCAAGAUGCGGCGGACUCAGCGGGUGCCUUUGGGUGGCUUGUGGCGAGUGUCGACGGCUCAAACUUUUGCCACAGGCCGCGGCGAGGACGGCGGGUUCGGAGCACUGCCAAUGCUGCCCGUGCGGACGAAAAAUCUCGUGGCCGAGCUCGAGUCAGUGAGGCUGCGGAUGGGGGAUCAGGGUGAAAGGUCAGUUCCGCCUUUUGGCGCGGCCGAUCCGAUCUUGGGCUUGCAGCCCCCCGGCUUGGGGCCCAGCGGUUUGCGGUCGGAUGAACAGUGUUUGGACAUCGACAUCGUUCAAAAGGUGCCUGUGCGCGGCUUCUGCGUGUCCGCUGCGAGGGUGAAGGAGCUGCGGGACAGGACUGGUGCCUCCAUGGGAAAGUGCCGGGAGGCUCUGAAAGAGGAAGAGGGGGAUUUGGAGAAGGCCGUGGACUGGCUGAAGAAGCGGGGUGUGCGCUCCAUGGAGAAGCGUGCCACCGAGUCGGCGGAAGCUCUACUUGGGCUGGGCCUCCAGCAGAAUGGCGGCGCCAUUGUGGAGCUUCGGGCAGAGACAGACUUCGUGACACGCAGCGACGUGUACCAGCAGACAUUACGAUAUUUGGCUUCCACGCUAGCAGCAGCGCCUGAUGUUGCAGCAGGUGGAACUCAGGCAGCUUUGGAGAUGCUAGUGGCUGACGGUCCGGAUAGACCAGCGCAGCUGCGCGCAGGUACCGCGCUGUCGGAGGCCUUGCUGGAGCUGGGCAGCGUGCUUGGCGAAAAGCUGGUCCUUUCGCAUGUGCACUUCCUAGCACCUCCACCUGAUGGAGUCGUUGCAGGCUAUGUCCACCCCAAGUUUGCCGACAGUAUGCCGGGCACUGGCCGCAUGGCUGGCUUGGUUUCGCUGCUGGCACCAGGGUGCGAUGCAGCCGCCUUGCAGAGCACUGCAGCUCGUUUGGCGAGGCACGUCGUGGCAGCGCAGCCCCGCUUCUUGAGCGUCGGCAGCAUCUCCGCUGAGACGUUGCGGAAAGAGCAGGAGGUCUUCAAAGCGGCUUACUUGGAGCAGGUGGGUCCAAGGAAGGCUGGGGCAGUAGAUGAGCAGGUCCUGAAGAAGGUCAUCGACGGCAAGACCAACCGGUUCUACCAAGAAACUGUGCUGCCCUGUCAGGAGCUUGUGGCGCCGCAGGCUGGGGCCUCCGACAAGAAGCCCGUGCCCGUCGCUGAGUGGCUGCAGGCGGAGGCACGGCAGCUGGGCGUGGAGAAGAUCCUGGUGGAGGACUUUCGGCUUGCCGUGCUUUGA
This is a messenger RNA of Effrenium voratum, 3807 nucleotides long. Lineage: Eukaryota; Dinophyceae; Suessiales; Symbiodiniaceae. The record is from the annotation of a GenBank genome assembly.